Molecule: messenger RNA, 1710 nt
Organism: Tremella mesenterica DSM 1558
Lineage: Eukaryota; Fungi; Basidiomycota; Tremellomycetes; Tremellales; Tremellaceae
Exons: 8
Coding region: 1-1710 (569 amino acids)
Biological process (GO): regulation of DNA-templated transcription
Cellular component (GO): nucleus
Molecular function (GO): DNA-binding transcription factor activity, RNA polymerase II-specific; zinc ion binding
Source: RefSeq, a predicted model, not a curated record
AUGCCUCGUAUCACGCCCAGCAUCCAGCAGUCGCCGUUCACAUACCGAGAAUCGGCGGCAAUCGGUCGAGCUCGCAAGGUAAAAUGUACCGGAGAGAAACCGAUUUGUGCAAAUUGUGAGAAACGAGAACUCCUUUGUCACUACGACGAUCAUGUUCGGCGACGUGGACCAGACAAGCAGCCAGGAGGUCGAUUGAGGGGAAAGAGCAGGGGCACAUUCCAACGUCAAAGCGUCGAGAGUACUCAAGCAGAUGCAGGCGUCCGCACACCACUCUUCAUACGUGACCAUGCCAGAGGGUCAGCGACAAGUGGCCAAUCUGCCGCUCGGUUCGAGGAACCUGUCCCUUAUGCGGAGAGCUCUGCUCAGGCUGCCGCACGCAACCUACGUCAGGUGAUGCCCGCGACGACAAAGAAUGAGACCCACUCCACUCCUUCUUUCAUGCCGUUGUAUUCGCCACCGGGCGACAUCGCCGCCGCCAGGGAAGGCUGGUGGACUUGGAUUCUUCGAGCGUAUUCCGGUGAUCGAGUCGCUGCUCGAACCAAGGUCAUCAACAACAUGUGGCAUAACUUUCUCAAUCGCACCGUUUUCUUCCGCUGCCUACAAUCCACGGGAGAUCAUAUAUCACUCGCACCUAACAUCGUCCUCGCCAUGCUCGCCCACGUAACUUUGAUACAAGAAGGCAAUACUCUACCCGGCCAACUUCGCGCUCUAGACUUUGCCGACGAAGCCCGGAGGAUCACCGAUUACUGCCUCCAAUCAGGUUCUCGGGAACCCGCACACGCUCAAGCCGCCAUCAUCUUAGGUGUGUACGAGAUGCAUCCUCAUUCCCACCAUUCGGCGGCACGUCUCAACGCGGCACUGGUUUAUAUGGAUUCCUGUCUUCGAGCCUGUGUUUCACAACGUUUGGAUGUGGACAAUCCUCACAUAUCCGCAAGCUUGGUUGGCUCUUUACGUCAACAGCUGCCUUCUCCGUCGAGGACAGAAGGUGCAGCGCCACACGUCAAACGAUGGGUCAACUUUCCAGCAUGGUCCGAAGAAUGGACUCCCGCCGAAGUUCAGAGGGAAGAGAUGCGGAGGAUGUUUUGGUCUGCGAGUGCCGUCACUGCGAGCGCUGGAUUAUGGAGAUGUACCAUCGGUCGGGCACCACUGGUAUUGUCCUCCACAUUACCAGUCAACUUCUCCGUCUUAUAUCCUGGUGAGGCGUACUAUCAACAGAAAGGCGAAUGGGAGCGGGGGAAACUCACUCCUUGGGCUUUAUACCAUCGAACGAUAUCAUUGUGGCAUAUGACCGUCAAUUCCGGGAAUGUGGACCGUGCGCGUCGGAGUGAGAUCGUACAAGAGUUGCAGGCGAUUGAAGAGGCUCUGAGCAUGUUUUCCGACAUGGCCGACUAUUAUAUCUGGCAAGCGAAAGAUUGGAUAAUUGUAACUCGAAUGUUUCUGAACGCCGUUAAUUGGAGCCGCUUAGACUCUUGGUUUCAGCGUCGUCUUGUCACCCUUGCUCAAUUUGCCGAUCCUCCCGACGGUAUACCCAAAGUUACUCAACGACCAUUGUAUUGCUGGUGGUAUUUGAUGCAAGGAUUUGUGUCUUAUUGGAGAGAUGCGGAUGAUAUCCUGGAGUACGUUUACGAUGCCUUGAAGGCUAUCUCGGAAGUCUGGCCAUGUUCAGGUGAGUUCCAGACUUUUGCCCAAGCUCUUCCUGCUGAUCUGUAG